UAUAUAACCUGAAAAGAACAUAAAACAACCCUUGGAGCUGAAGGAAAAUGUUCUGUAUAAACCAGUAAUGAUGAGCAGCAUUUCAAAAUGUGAAAUAAAUCCCCCUUUCUCUCAGCUUUCUUUCCAGAAUAUUUCCAUCUGUGCUGGUUCUUGUUCAUGUUUCUCACACAAGCGAUCUUGUGUCUUCACAGCAGCAGGAAUUGCAGUCCUGGCACGUAUUUUAUGGCACAAAGCUGUGUUGUGGCACCACACACCCACUUUAUUCAGAAAGGUGCUGCUGACAGCCCCCAAAGCAUGCCCUAAAGUUGGAUUUUCAGCUGAACCUUGAAAUUCUGAGUAAGCUGUGAAAUGUUUGGACUUUGAGUCUCAGUAAAAGAGGGUUUUUUUACAAGAAAGCUGGGAAGUUUUGGUUUUUUUUUUCUUCAAACAAUUGUUUCUUUCUCAGAACCGAACUGUCACAAUUUAGCUGUCACAAUUUGACUUCAGGAUUGUGUUUUCCUCCCAUAGAUGUUGCCACCAGCAAGGGCAGUGGAGGGAUCUGUGUUUUGUGCAGCCUUUUAAUGAGCUCCCCGAGGUGGUAGGAAGAACACAGGACAAAGAAUUCCCCUUCUGUUCAGUGCCAGGUUGGCUUCCACGUGACACUUCCUUGUGGUAAACUCUUUUAAUUAUAAAACUGAAGCAUUUAGGAUGUUUAGGUAUUGAAAUCCUGGAGUGAGAGCCUCUGAAGGUUUCAGGAGAGCUUGCUUUUAAAUAAUCAUUAAUGCACAGCUGCAAUCAGGGAGUUGUGCUUUGAUGUCUGAGGGAAUUUAAUACAGUGUAAAGCUGGGCAGUGUCUGGGCACUGUGUGAGCUCCUCAGGUCAUUCAGGAGGGAUGUGAAAUGUUAAUGAUGCUGUUAAUUUGUGUGUGUCUGUGCAGGUGGCCAUCCCUGCUGAAGUACUACAGCCACAGUGACAGUGUCAGCUGGCUGGAGGAGUACAAGGCACGGCACAAUGCAGGGCUGGAAGCACAGAGAAUUGUGGCUUCCUUCUCCAAAAGGUUCUUCUCAGAGCAUGUCCCCUGUGAUGGAUUCAGUGACAUUGAGACUCUGGGGUGCCCCAGCCAUUUCUUUGAGGAUGAGCUGAUGUGUAUCCUCAACAUGGAAGGAAGGAAAGGUCUCACCUGGAAGUACUAUGCAAAGAAAAUUCUCUAUUUCCUACGGCAGCAGAACAUAUUAAAGAACCUGAAGGAGUAUCUGCAGCGCCCCACGGAGCGACAGUCCUUUCUGGAGGGUGCUGUUUUGAUUGAUCAGUACUGUAACCCCCUGUCAGACAUCUGCCUGAAGAGUGUCCAGGCUCAGGUGGACGAUAUCACAGACAAAGUGCGCAAAGUGCUGCGGACCAAGAACCCCAGGCACCCCAGCUUGGCUUCCAAGGCAGGAGAGGUUCUCAUUCCAGAAGUGGAACUUCAGAGGCAGGUGCUUGAUGCCAUGAACUGUGUCCUGUAUGAGCAGCUGAAAUACAAAGGAAAUGAGCUGGAUUAUUACAACUCCCUGAAUUCCUACAUUCACCAGGUUUUGAUCCGCAGGACAGGAAUUCCCAUCAGUUUGUCUGUGCUUUAUUUAACGAUUGCCAGGCAGCUGGGAGUCAAACUGGAGCCUGUCAACUUUCCCAGCCAUUUCCUCCUGCGAUGGUGUCAAGGGAAAGAAGGAAGCACAGAUAUUUUUGACUACACCUACAUCGAUGCCUUUGGGAAGGGGAAGCAGCUGACAGUGAAGGAGUGCGAGUACCUGAUCGGGCACCACGUGACAGAGGAGUUCUAUGGGGUGGUGACCUCCAAGGAGGUCCUGCAGCGCAUGGUGGGGAACCUCCUGAACCUGGGCAAGAGAGAGAGCACUGACCAGUCCUACCAGCUCCUGAGAGACUCCCUGGACCUGUACCUGGCCAUGUACCCUGACAAUGUGCAGCACCUCAUGCUCCAGGCCAGGUUGUACUUCCACCUGGGAAUCUGGCCAGAAAAGGUCCUGGACAUCCUGCAGCACAUCCAGGCCCUGGAUCCCUCCCAGCACGGGGCUGUGGGGUACCUGGUGCAGCACACCCUGGAGCACAUCGAGCGGCGCAAGGAGGAGCUGGGCCCCGAGGUCAAGCACCGCUCGGAUGAGAAGCACAAGGAGGUUUGCUUCUCCAUUGGGCUCAUCAUGAAACACAAGAGGUAUGGCUACAACUGUGUGAUCUAUGGCUGGGAUCCUGCCUGCAUGAUGGGCCACGAGUGGAUCCGGAAUAUGAACGUGCACAGCCUCCCCCACGGCCCCCACCAGCCCUUCUACAACGUCCUGGUGGAGGAUGGCUCCUGCAGAUAUGCUGCCCAAGAGAACCUGGAGUACAACUCUGAGCCCCGUGAGAUCCCUCACCCCGACAUCGGCCGCUAUUUCUCCGAGUUCACCGGCGUUCACUACCUGGCAAAUACCGAGCUGGAAAUUCGGUACCCAGAGGAUUUGGAGCUCACCCGAGCCACAGUGCAGAAGAUUUACAGCUCAGGCAAGGAGUGAGUGCCAAAAGCAGCCUGGGGACAGAAGCAGCUGGAGUGUAGCUUUACCCUCUUUGCAGAACUUGCGUGGGAAGCAAGUUUGGUGACAAUCCUUUGGCUUAAUGCAUUGAAAACUGCAUUGAACUUGGAAACUGGUGCUACAGCAUCUUCCCGUUGUCUGCCUGCCCAUCCUGGCCCAGAGGCACAGGGACACUUUGGUACUUGAGGCCCAGCAGGAGGACCUUGCAGGGACAGCUGUGCCAGGAGUGUUGUCCUUGGGAAGGAUCUGCACAUUCUGCUCCUUCUGUGGUGGCCUUAGAAGGUCAACAAAGCGAGAUCCUGGUGUGGAAUAUGGAGGAAUCCCCUCUUCCAGAGAAGGAAGUUGCUUGUCCUGGCAGUAUUUUUGUUUGGCUGUGUCUGUCUGGUUUGGUUUGAGUGUCUGUCCCAUGCAGGCAAUAGUUUUUAAAGUCUAUCACGUUUCACUGUUGUCUGAAUUUUUGGGUCAGGUAUUGCUUCACCUCUGUAGUCUGAUUGUUUCUAGAGCUACUGUUCCAAUCCUGAAUAUCCUUCUGGGCCUGGCAAUAUCCUUAUGGGCCUGGGAAAGAGCUCCAGCUACAAAACCAGCAGUAGUGAGGCUCGUGGGGUGGCAAGCAGUGCUCACCCGGGGGCCAGGUGGCCACUUCGCCAAUGGCAGAGACUCUGAAAGCAGAGGAGGAGCUCCUGGCCCUUUGCAAUGCUGAAAAACACCCAGCUCGUGUCCUGACCUUGUUUUGGGAUCUGUCCAUCGUGUGUGUCCAAGCUGGGAUCCAUGGCACAGCUGUGAGUGUUCCCAGGAGGAUUUGGAACCUUGUGGGGAUGUUUGGUGGGACCUUGAGGGCAGCACCAGAGCGACUUCAAAGGACACAGAGCUGCCACUCGCUGCCACCUCCAACUCUAUUUUCCAAUAGGUAUUUAUGCAAUACAGGAAUGAUGACUGGAACCUGGCCAUCCCUGGAGUCAGCCAAACCAUUAUGGAAGCAAGAUGUUAAUUCCUGCAGCUCGAGGCCUUCUUCCUUCUUGCCAAAAGAAAACGUAUUCUAGGGGAACACAGACUUGGCUGCCUGCAAGGGAAGAGCUUUAGCAGCUCGAGGCACAUGACUUUUAACCUUGACUGAAAGGCCCAGGCAGAACCACUGCAGAAGAGGUUUUCCUCUGGGCUCAGGGGCUGUGGGGUGCAGAGUGACACAGUGUUUGUGCAUAUCUUUGUGGUUUCUGAAGCAAUGUGUGUAGAGUAGCUGCAGCUUGUGUCUCCUGUCACUGUCCACUUGCAGCACAGUAAUUCUUCUCUCCGAGCUGACAAUUAGGGCCCUGUAGAGGUAGGUGGAUGCUCUUUAGUCUCUUAUGCACUACAGGUAUCUCCACGUGGAAUCACAGCCCUCCUCUCCAGCAAUGCCUGCCCUGCAUGUCACCUCCUGCAACCCUGAGCACUGGUUUGCUGUGGAAAUAAAUGCUGAGAGCCCAGCA
Sturnus vulgaris (Common starling) is the source of this 4006-nucleotide messenger RNA. RefSeq names its product F-box protein 21 (gene FBXO21). Lineage: Eukaryota; Metazoa; Chordata; Aves; Passeriformes; Sturnidae. Gene Ontology annotation, molecular function: DNA binding; protein binding. The record is from RefSeq and is a predicted model, not a curated record.